AUGGCCGUGCUUCGCGCAUAUCUGACAGGUAACAUCAACAUAGGGAGUAGGGGUGCGGCCACGGCCCCGACCACCCUUGGGUGGUCCACGCCCAUCCUCACGGCGAUCACGGCGCCCAUCACGAUCACGGUCACGGCGCCCAUCACGAUCACGGUCACGGCGCUGAUCAUCACGUCGGCGAUUGACAUAGAUCCCGGCCAACUCCGGCCCCCGAACCGCCUCCCCCCGCGUGCUCUCCUCCCCCGCCCGCACAACAGCAGAAAGUUCCGCGAAUCCCCACGCACGCGCGCGCGCCCGGUGACUGCCGGAUCGGAUCGGAGAUGUGGGAGGCGGUGGCGCUCACGCUGGCCGGCGCCGCCGGCAACAGCAUCGCGCGGUGGUGCUCCAGAAGAAGGGCACGCUCAUCCUCCCUCCCCUCUCCUUCAAGCUCAAGGCACCCUCCCUCCCUCCCUCUCCCCUCCCUCCCCUUCCCCGGAUCGCCGAUGCCGCCGUUUAUCUUCUCACUGUUUAUUACGCUCUGCUGCGCGCGCAGGUGAUACGGCGGUACGCGCUCAACAGGCUCUGGAUCAGCGGCUUCCUCCUCGACAUGUGCGGGGCCGCGCUCAACCGCGCUCAAACGCGGCCUGCAUCGGCGCGCUCGCCUGCGGCCGCGCCAGCUUCUCCUACCACCGCCUCCCCGAGCCGCGCCUCCGCCUCGUCAUCCGCAAACUCGACGACUCCUACUUCGAUGUGCAAAUCGCGAGGUCCGCCGCUGUGUGGGAGCUCAAGGCAGCAAUCGAAGGCUUCUUCAUCGGCCUCUACGAUGACAUGGCUAACGCUAUCACCUGGCGGCACGUCUGGAGCCACUUCUGCUUGUGCUUCAAGGACGAAAAACUGACGGAUGACAAGGCAACAUUGCGCGUGUUUGGUAUAAAAGAUGGCGAUGAGAAUUGGUCAGCUAGUGGGCUACUUGAGAAAAUGAAGGGACUUUCUGAAAGAAGGAAGCUGGAAGAUUAG
Molecule: messenger RNA, 996 nt
Organism: Lolium perenne
Lineage: Eukaryota; Viridiplantae; Streptophyta; Magnoliopsida; Poales; Poaceae
Source: RefSeq, a predicted model, not a curated record